AUGAUCAAUGUCUCUAUUCAUAUCAGUUGCAUAGCGGAAACCUCGAAAGAUUUCAUCGGAACCAAGUCUAACGCCUCUGGAAGAUCCCAACCGAUAUCAAUGAGCUCACCAGAAAAGGAUUUCAUCUGCAAAUUUGUAGCUCUAGCUACUUUACAGCAAUCGGCUCUUUCUUCCGACUCGAAAAAACCAUUGCAAGAUGUUACCAAUCUAGGCGUAGCAUUACCGGCUUUGAGAUACAAAUACGACCAUAAAAGAGCCAGGAAAAGCGCAUUGUCAGGUCCUGGUACCAGUUCUGUUGUUCAACUGCGCUUAAAGUCGAUUAGAGCGCCCAAAUUCGUACACUCUAAAGAGUUCUCCCCCACCCAGACCAUAUAUCAAGUUAAACGGUUCUUGGUCGAACUUGAAGAUUCCAUCGUAGACACUUCUCAAUUGAAGAUAUUGUUGAAAGGUAAAGUGCUUCAUGACAAUGUGUUGGUGUCAGAUUUGAAGGUCCAAGAGGCCGAUUUGGUUGUUAUGGUCUCGAAGCUUCAGCAAUCACAAACUGUCACCGGUCAAGAAAGCGCUCAAGCUGCGACAGUAGAGGUACCUUGGAACAAGAUCAAAGCGCUUCUUCACGCAGAGAUAAGCAAUGCAGCCACCGCAAACACCAUUUUGGAGCGUCUUCAAAGGGGUUGGCAGUCCACAGAACCUUCGGAUCUGGAUUGA
This is a messenger RNA of Lachancea lanzarotensis, 705 nucleotides long. It is a transcript of the gene MDY2, whose product is annotated as LALA0S13e01002g1_1. Gene Ontology annotation, molecular function: protein binding. The record is from RefSeq and is a predicted model, not a curated record. Bases 1 to 705 code for a protein of 234 amino acids. Lineage: Eukaryota; Fungi; Ascomycota; Saccharomycetes; Saccharomycetales; Saccharomycetaceae. The transcript has a single exon.